UGCAAGUGAUCUUUAAGGCUUGGGCCAGAUUCCUGGAUAGGGCAAGAUGAUGUUACUGCGCAAUUCAACACCAGCCGACUUAAAAAAAUUCAAUUUCUUAUUUGUUGCCACACCACUCUACUUUUACAACAUCGUCUUCAUGUCGCCAUGUCGAAAACGGACUACCAGUAUAACGAAAAGUCAGAUCUAGAUAAAGUACAAUCCCAUACAGAAACCAUCGUAUCGAUCGAUCGAAACAGUACCGUCUAUAGCGAGGUAUCUACAGUAUGCCAAGAUAAAGACUUUCUGCCAGUAACGGAUGAAGACAAAGUUGCUGGUCAACUAUGGUUGCAAUAUAUACCUCGUUGCCAUCCAGUAACUGGUGUUCCUGUCCAAACCACCUUUGCUGGAAAGAAGCGGCGAAAAUAUCGAGGUUUCAGAGUCUUUAUCCUGUGCACGUGCAUCAUUUCGAGCGCAACGAUGACAAUAUUUGGGCUUUUCAAUUAUCAACUUCAGGCGCCAAGACAAGUAAUCUCGAUUUACUAUGGCUUGCUUUCCUUAGCCUCUUUGCUGUUUUCAUUCUGUAUCGCAAGCAUUAUCUCAGUGUCUAUUGACAAGAGCCGUGGGUUGAUACCGCCAUUCAUACGCAGAUUGGAUUUGAUUUAUAUUCUCUCCUGUGGCCAGUGGAGUGUCAUUCGAACACUCUGUACAGCAAACCAAAGCUACUUCAGCUCAUUAGUGACCAACAUUACACAGACCUUGAUCUCUCAAAUCUUCAAUAUGGCUUUCAUUGGAGGCGAUGUAUUCCAGCAAUAUGUCACCCUUAUUGCCUCUAUAGCCUCUUGGUACAGCGUUGUACCCGUCUUGAUUGGUACAUCGUUUGCCGCGACCUACUUAUUUUGCAUCAUCGGUCGAACUGUCUACUUUCCAUCCGAUCGAGACGCUGUAAGACGGUUUGUUCUCGGCGCCCAACCAGGAAGCUAUGUCGUUGGCCCUACUAUGAACAGCUGUGUUCACCGAAUUAGGGAAUCAUAUAAUGCAAGACAUCGCAAAUGCGACAGGUUUGGCAACAGAAAGGAUAUGGAAAACACUUCAGCAAACUACGAACAGGAAGUUCCUCUUGCAGGAUGGGAGGCUGUCCAUAGUACAACUGACCGUGCUGUAAGAACAAAGAAUGUUCAAAUGUACGUUUUAACAAACGGUUCGACUGAAGAAGUUCAGCAUGCAGUACGUUGGGCUAUUAGAACACACGAGAACGUGUAUCUACAAGGGCGUUUCGAAUGUGGAUUAUGCGCCUGCUCGAUGGCUCAGCUUCUCCGAUGUAGCUACGUUAUUGUUCAACACUCCAACUCCAACCCCCCACAACCAUCGAGAAAGGAUAGAAGUCAAAGACUUUACAAGCAACAUCCAAACAUCUUCUUACCAUGGCGCUGGUUUUCACAUGCGUAAACAUCACAGAUUACCAUCACCAUUACAACAACUAUAUUCUUUUAAACAAGCAUUUACAAUACUGACGUUGGCAGUGCUUUAUCCUGUAUUCCAGCCUCUAAAUUCCUAACCGCCAUGAGACCCAU
Umbelopsis ramanniana AG is the source of this 1553-nucleotide messenger RNA. RefSeq lists its product as uncharacterized. The transcript has a single exon. Bases 148 to 1428 code for a protein of 426 amino acids. NCBI's taxonomy places the organism in Eukaryota, Fungi, Mucoromycota, Umbelopsidomycetes, Umbelopsidales, Umbelopsidaceae. The record is from RefSeq and is a predicted model, not a curated record.